AUGUUCCGUGGUGUUUCAAUCUACCAUGCCUUGAAGCACUGGAAGGUUCCAUCCAGGAUAUGGCCCAGCCGGCCGUUUACAUCCUCGGGUAAACUAUUCAACGAUUCGCAGCCCAUUUAUCAUGGGGGAGAGUUUCUCAAGAGUUUACCCCAGUUCCAGCCGCAAUUGGUGGAUGUCUCAAAAGUCUUGGUGAUUGGCUCUGGCGGUUUGUCUAUCGGCCAGGCUGGUGAGUUUGACUACUCGGGAUCUCAGGCCAUCAAGGCUCUCAAGGAGGCCAAUAAGAAAUCGAUCUUGAUCAACCCUAACAUCGCUACAAAUCAGACCUCCCACGCUUUGGCUGACGAAAUCUACUACUUACCUGUCACACCAGAGUAUAUCACGUAUAUCAUUGAGCGGGAGAAGCCAGAUGGCAUUUUGUUGACGUUUGGCGGCCAGACGGGUCUUAAUGUUGGUGUGCAAUUGGACAAGAUGGGUGUGUUUGACAGGUACGGCGUGAAAGUAUUGGGUACGCCUAUCAAGACGCUUGAGACUUCAGAGGACCGUGAUCUUUUUGCUCAGGCAUUGAAGGAAAUCGACAUUCCUAUCGCUGAGUCCAUUGCCGUAGAAUCGGUCGAUGAUGCUUUGGACGCUGCUAAAAACAUUGGCUACCCUAUUAUCGUUCGUUCUGCUUACUCCUUGGGAGGUUUGGGCUCUGGUUUUGCUGCUAACGAGCAAGAGCUUCGUGACCUUUCUUCCAGAUCGCUCUCUUUGGCUCCCCAGAUUCUUGUGGAGAAGUCCUUGAAAGGCUGGAAGGAAGUCGAAUACGAGGUGGUCAGAGACAAGGACGGAAACUGCAUCACCGUGUGUAACAUGGAGAACUUCGAUCCCUUGGGAAUCCACACCGGCGACUCCAUUGUGGUAGCUCCUUCGCAGACUCUCUCUGAUACUGAAUACCACAUGUUGAGAUCGGCUGCUAUCAAAAUCAUCCGUCAUUUGGGAGUUGUUGGUGAGUGUAACGUUCAGUACGCUUUGCAGCCAGAUGGCUUGGACUACAGAGUGAUCGAGGUCAAUGCCCGUUUGUCCCGUUCCUCUGCUUUGGCCUCCAAGGCUACUGGCUACCCUUUGGCCUACACUGCCGCCAAGAUCGCCUUGGGCCACACAUUGCCCACGUUGCCUAACCCUGUUACCAAGACCACCACUGCCAACUUCGAGCCUUCUUUGGAUUACAUCGUCACCAAGAUUCCCCGUUGGGACUUGUCCAAAUUCCAACAUGUCAAGAGAGAUAUUGGUUCAGCCAUGAAGUCUGUGGGAGAGGUGAUGGCCAUUGGCCGUACUUUUGAGGAAUCGUUCCAAAAAGCCAUCAGGCAGAUUGACCCAUCGUACGUCGGCUUGCAAGGUGACCACUUUGACAACCUAGACGAGGCCUUGGCCAACCCUACCGACAGAAGAUGGCUUGCUGUGGGACAAGCUUUACUCCAUGAGGACUACACAGUUGACCGUGUUCACGAGCUCACAAAAAUAGACAAGUGGUUCUUGUACAAGAUCAUGAACAUUGUGAGAAUGUACCGUGAAUUGGAGUCGGUUGGAGACUUGGGCCAUGUCAACCACGACUUGAUGCAAAGAGCGAAGAAAUUGGGUUUCUCUGAUAAGCAAAUUUCCGUGUGUGUGAAUGCCACCGAGCUCGAAGUCAGAGCCGUGAGAAAGCUGUUUGGCAUCACUCCUUUCGUGAAAAAGAUUGACACCUUGGCUGCUGAGUUCCCUGCAAACACGAACUACUUGUAUACCACGUACAAUGCUACCUCUAACGACAUCGACUUCAAGGACAACGGGACGUUGGUGUUGGGAUCUGGUGUCUACAGAAUCGGUUCGUCGGUGGAAUUUGACUGGUGUGCCGUCGCUACGGCCAGAGCCUUGAGAGAGCUGGGUCACAAGACUGUGAUGAUCAACUAUAAUCCUGAAACUGUGUCGACUGACUUUGACGAAGUUGACAGACUCUACUUUGAGGAACUUUCCUUGGAGCGUGUAUUGGACAUUUACGAGUUGGAGACUGCUCAAGGUGUGGUUGUCAGUGUGGGUGGCCAGUUACCUCAGAACAUUGCUUUGACCUUGCAAAACCAGGGCUGCAACGUCUUGGGCACAAACCCUGAAGACAUUGACAAAGCUGAGGACAGACACAAGUUUUCGCAGAUCUUGGACUCCAUUGGAGUCGACCAGCCUCAAUGGAAGGAGUUGACUUCGAUCGAGGAAGCUGAGCGUUUUGCCGACGAGGUCGGCUACCCAGUGUUGGUGAGACCUUCUUAUGUGUUGUCUGGAGCUGCCAUGUCUGUGAUUAACUCCAAGAGUGAGUUGGACGCUAAGUUGAGCAAUGCCUCCAAGGUUUCCAGAGACCAUCCUGUGGUUAUUUCGAAGUUCAUUCAAGGCGCCCAAGAAAUCGACAUUGAUGGCGUUGCCCACAACGGUAAGGUUUUGGUCCAUGCUGUCUCUGAGCACGUUGAGAACGCUGGUGUCCACUCUGGUGACGCUACUCUCGUGUUGCCUCCACAGAACUUGUCGCCAUUGAUCUUGCAGCGUCUCAAAACCAUUGCUGAUAAAGUAGCCGAGGCAUGGAAGAUCACUGGUCCUUUCAACAUGCAAGUCAUUUACAACACAGAGGAUGGUAAGCUCAAUGAUGAAGACGCCCAGUUGAAAGUUAUCGAAUGUAACAUUCGUGCCUCCAGAUCCUUCCCAUUUGUGUCAAAGGUGUUGGGCACGAACUUUAUUGAAGUCGCUGCAAAAGCCCUUCUUAAUGAAAAUGUUCCUGCUCCUGUUGACUUGAUGGCUGCUAAGUACGACAGAGUCGCUACUAAAGUGCCACAAUUCUCCUUCACAAGAUUGGCUGGCGCUGAUCCAUUUUUGGGAGUUGAGAUGGCUUCUACUGGUGAGAUUGCUUGCUUUGGUCACGACUUGAUCGAAGCCUACUGGACGUCCAUCCAGUCGACAAUGAACUUUCAUGUUCCCUUCCCAGGAACCGGUAUUUUGUUUGGCGGUGAUUUGACCAAUGACAAAUUGGGCAAGGUUGCCGAAACGGUAUCUGGUUUGGGCUACAACUUCUACUCUGCCUCGCACGAGGUUGCUCAAUACUUGGCUCAGUACGUCUCUGAGCCAGUGGAGGUGAUUGAUUUUCCAAAGACAGACAAGAGGGCAUUGAGAGAAAUUUUUGCCGACAAAAAAAUCAGUGCUGUGAUCAACUUGGCUCGCGCUAGAGCAGAGAGCUUGUUGGACGAGGACUAUGUGAUGAGAAGAAACGCCAUUGAUUUUGCCAUUCCCUUGUUCAAUGAGCCCAACACCUCGAAGUUGUUUGCCGAGUGCUUGAAGGCGAAGAUCGCUGACAAAAUCAAGUUUGACACUGCUCCAGAGACAGUGGAGAUUCCAAGCGAAGUGAAGAGAUGGAGCGAGUUCCUUGGAGGAAAACCCGUGUAG
Candidozyma auris is the source of this 3438-nucleotide messenger RNA. It is a transcript of the gene CPA2, whose product is annotated as carbamoyl-phosphate synthase (glutamine-hydrolyzing) CPA2. Bases 1 to 3438 code for a protein of 1145 amino acids. The record is from RefSeq and is a predicted model, not a curated record. The transcript has a single exon. NCBI's taxonomy places the organism in Eukaryota, Fungi, Ascomycota, Pichiomycetes, Serinales, Metschnikowiaceae. Gene Ontology annotation, molecular function: ATP binding; aspartate carbamoyltransferase activity; metal ion binding. Gene Ontology annotation, biological process: 'de novo' pyrimidine nucleobase biosynthetic process; L-citrulline biosynthetic process; UTP biosynthetic process. Gene Ontology annotation, cellular component: cytosol; cytoplasm.